CUAGUCCAGUCAAUUACUCGAUUAUUUGAUUGAUCGUAUAUUUGACUCUUCAGAGAUACAAUGGUGGCACCCCUCGAUACUCUAACCAUGUCCAGUCACCCUAACCCAGGCUUAAAACCCUAACUUGAAAACCAAACCCUGCCUUUAAACACUUACCAUGGCUUGAGACCCUAAAUUGCAACCCUAAACGAUUAUUGAAACCUUACUUCAAAACACUAUUCCUUGUUAGCCAGAGCUCGGGUUUUAAGGUAGGGUUUCAAGGAAGAGCUGUGGGGUUCCAAGUCUUGGGUAGCGUUUCAAAGUGAGGUUUCAAUAAAGGAUUAAGCUAUUUAUGACAAGGUCAGUGUAUAAAACAACCGUUGCUCUUUCAAUUUCAAGAAAUGUUUGAACUUUCUAGUUAGUGCUUGCAAUCAUAGUUAGGGUUUCAAGACAAUGUUACGUUUCCAGUUUUAGGCUUUUAAUAAAGCCAAGGUUAAUUUUUUUAAGGUAGGGUUUUCGCCAAGGAUUUCAGGUCAUGGUCGUGGAUGUAAAUGUGGGUUACAAGUUUAUCUUAUGGUUUCAAACAGGGUUAGUGUUUCAAAUGUGGAUCUUUGGCCUUAACUUCCGCAGGAAAACUUGCGUGCAGCGUUGCAUGUACUUCCCCCGCCGACCAUGCUGCGGCAGUGCGGCGCUUUGUUGACCACGUUGCCAACUUCCUCUUGGCAACGAAGUAGUUGUUGUCAAACGUUGCUAAGGAAGUUGCCCAGCUACUUAUUUUUAUUCGAGACGCUCCGAUGGGCGAUAAACCGACGGUAAACGGUGCUGGGAAUAUCGGAUUGAUUGUAUUUUAAUGACAAUCAAACGACAGCUAGAAUGUCUUUAAUGCCUUUGAGAAUUGUAGAGUGUGUUUAAUCGGCCUAUGCCGAGUUAGUUUAGCGAGAACCAUGCUGGCCUAGCCGCAUUACGAUCCAGUUGUGUUAGCCACAGAUUCAUCCCAAUAUCUGUAUUAUUUCAUUUGUUUCGAGCGAGAGGAUGAAACAGGGCGACAUUUUACAAAUCAAAGUAGAAGCGAGCCAAGGAUGACGGAGAACGGAGACGGCGCGAGGCCGGGCAACCGCAGCCCGGCGACAGUCGCCAGUGACGCUCGAGCGCCAAAGGGCCCGUCGUUGGACCGCAAAAUGUGCAAGGAAUUCAACAACGCCCUCAAACUGCAGCAGGCUGCACGGAACGCGGCGGGGGAUAGUCCGUACCAACCUCGAGCGCCCUCACUGCACAACAAGUGGAAGGGCAAGAAGAUGCCGGAGGAGAGCGUCCGUUCCCGGAAGCUGAGAUCCAGCCAGGAGAGCCUGAGCGACCCGGUGGGCUCGUCCACGGACUCUCUCAAAGAAUUGGGUUCCCCUACGAGCGAGUCCAGCGUGGCGCUCCCCGGGGUGUUCCGGAAGAGAGGUACCAGCCUGUCCGACUGCGAGGGCAGCCCGACGGCCGAGCCGCCGAGCGACUGCCCGGAGCUCCGGCUGCGGUCCUCCAGGGUGCGCCUGUCACCUGUACAGUCCAGAUCGGCGCCGCUGCCCGCCCUGCGGCACAACUUCAUGUCGGCCGCGCUGAAGGCCACUAAUAGGAUUGACAAGGAUUGUUCAGAUUACGGCGCCCGGAGGAGCAACGAGAGGCUGCUCCUGCACAGGAACCUGAGCGAGAGCGACGCAGGUUCAGAUAGCCUGUCCGUCACCUCCAUGAGGUCUACCAGCAGCGUGUUGAGCCCCAUCAAACCGCAGGAAGUCAGAAACAGGAGCUUUCUGGAGGGUGGAGGGUUGGGGAGCGGCGCCCUGCUAGGGGUGGAGGAGCUCCAGCGCUACUUCCCUGACCGGAGGCUCGGAGUCUACGUGGUCACAUGGAACAUGCAGGGCGAGAAGGGCCUCCCGUCGAACCUCGAUGACCUCCUCCUUCCGACCGACUCAGAAUUUGCACAAGAUUUUUACAUUAUCGGAGUGCAGGAAGGAUGUCCUGACAGGAGGGAGUGGGAGACACGCCUCCAGGAGUCUCUGGGUCCACAUUAUGUCAUGCUGUACGGAGCAUCCCACGGCGUCCUGUACCUCAGCGCCUUCAUCCGCAGGGACCUGAUCUGGUUCUGCUCCGAGGUGGAGCACGCCACCGUCACCACCAGGAUCAUCUCUCAGAUCAAGACCAAAGGGGCCGUGGCCAUGGCCUUCACUUUCUUCGGCACGUCCUUCCUCUUCAUCACGUCACACUUCACCUCCGGAGAUGCCAAAGUGUACGAGAGGAUUUUGGACUACAACAAGAUCGUGGAGGCGUUGGCGCUUCCCAAGGGACUGCCGGAUACCAACCCCUACCGAUCCACAUCAUCUGACGUCACCACAAGGUUCGACCAGGUCUUCUGGUUCGGGGACUUUAACUUCCGUCUUGGUCACGAGCGGGCCAGCGUGGACACGAUCAUCAAGAGCACGUCGGGUGACCACAUGGAGGCCCUGAUGGAGCACGACCAGCUGUCCAAGGAGAUGAAAGAUGGUUCUAUCUUCAAAGGUUUUCGGGAGGCCGGGAUCCACUUCCUGCCCACGUAUAAGUUUGACAUUGGCAGUGACGUGUAUGACACCAGCGCCAAACAGAGGACACCAUCGUACACGGACAGGAUCUUGUUCCGGACCAGGUACGCGGACGACAUCCACGUGCUCAAAUACGCCAGCUGCUCCAGCAUCAAGACCUCGGAUCACCGGCCCGUCAUCGGGAUCUACCACGUCAAACUGAAGGCGGGCCGAGACACCAUUCCGUUGGGAGCGGGCCAGUUUGACCGCAGCCUGUACCUGGAGGGCAUCAAGCGGAGGAUCAGCAGGGAGCUCAAGAUGAGGGAGGCCAUGAAGAACCAAAGCAGCGUGUGCGCCAUCUCGUGAGAUACACCCGAAACUAGACGGUACAUACAGCACCACCUACUGGUCAGAAUGGGGAGAACCCGAGGGCAGGAACCUCGACAUCCCCGUUAUUCCGAUGUCAGUAUUAAUGUCAUUAUGUGUUGGGACAUUUUUAGAGAAACUAGCACAUGACUAAAGAUGUGGGGGGUUUUAGAUCCCAUUGAAAAGAAUGGAGAUUUUUUUUUUUGGGGGGGGGGGGGUGGUUUUUAAAUUUGUCAUCAUGAGCAGCUGCUAUCUUUCCAUUUUUUUAUUUCAAGGAUUUUGUGUGUGGUCCUAACCGUAUAAUAUGCCUUGGAUCAGGUGUUCUCAAAUUGAGGGUCAAAACGAUAAAUCAGCUGAUAUUGGCUCUUUUAAAAUCGGCACCUUUUUUUUGCCGAGUAUAAAGUUAAAUACUAAAAAUAUUGUAAAACUGUCAAAUGUGCUGCCUGUAAUCUAUAUCUUUAAUCUUGUAAAACAAGAAUUGUUUUAUUCAUUAAACAUAUAUUUUAAAAUAAUGUCCAUAAUGAUUAAUCAAUUAUCAGAUUUUAUUUUUCUGCCAAAUUCCAGCAUCAGCCUGAAAAAAAUCCAUGUGGGGCCCUGAAAAUGAUAUUAUGCUAAUGAUAUGGGGACAAGAAAACAAAGCAUGACCCAAUUACACCUCCCUACUUUAGCUUUGGGCUGAUUAAAAGCAUUGACAUCAUUGUGACAUCCGUAAGAAUAAAAUAAAUUUGAAACAUGUAUACUGUACUGUAUAUGGGAGAAAAAUGUCAUAAUUUCCCAGAGUAAAAAUCAAACCAUUACAAGAAUAGUAUUUUUAAAAUUAUAUUUAUAUAGGUUAUUAAUCUGUUUUUAUACAUAGUAAAAUUAGAGAGUGCUAUUUAAAAAUGACAAACAUAUACCUAUGUUUUUUGGAGGGGGGGCAGUAUGGAUUAAUGGCAUUUUCAUUCAAAUCAACGUUCCCGUUGAUUUGACGAUCGAAUAAGGAUUACAACAAAAAACACCUUUGUUCAUGAUAAAAAAAAUAUUCUAAAGAAAUGACAAAGAAUUUUAAUUGUUCUUUGAUGAAAAAAAUGCUGUAAAAAUUGAACUUUACUCUUGGAGCAUUCCGUGUAUUCUCAAAAAUGUUCUUUUAAAUUAUUGGCAUUAAGGUUAUCAUGGGAUACUUGGAAAAAUGUCUCCCAUGAACCCAAAAGGUUUGAGAGCCCCGGCCUUUUAUAUUACUUGUGUUACUAUUGUUGUAACUUGUCUAUGUACUGGAAUUCCUGAGUCCUCUGUCAUUUCCAUGAAAAAGUUAAAAAGUGCCUGUUUCAAACUCUUCAGGAUCUCUUUUUCUACAGAAACACUGUACUACAUUUUUUUAAUGUGUCAUGUGGACUUUUAUUUAACACAGUUGACGUCCACGUUUCAUUCAGCAAUAAAAAGAAGACAUUUUGUCUGAAAUGUC
Hippocampus zosterae (dwarf seahorse) is the source of this 4323-nucleotide messenger RNA. It is a transcript of the gene inpp5e, whose product is annotated as inositol polyphosphate-5-phosphatase E. The transcript has 9 exons. Gene Ontology annotation, molecular function: inositol-polyphosphate 5-phosphatase activity. The record is from RefSeq and is a predicted model, not a curated record. Bases 1059 to 2882 code for a protein of 607 amino acids. Gene Ontology annotation, biological process: phosphatidylinositol dephosphorylation. Lineage: Eukaryota; Metazoa; Chordata; Actinopteri; Syngnathiformes; Syngnathidae.